AUGGCGAAAUGUCUAAUGGUCGAGUUUGCGAUGGGCCAGGCUUUGGGCGGUCACAUGCGGAGGCACCGAGCAGCCGCCGCCGCCGCCGCCGCCGCGAGUGGCGGCUUCGGUCCCGUUGCCGCUGCCGCAUUCGAAUGCAAGACCUGCAACCGGACCUUCCCGUCCUUCCAAGCUCUGGGGGGCCAUCGGGCCAGCCACGGGAGGCCCAAGAAUUUACUGGGCUUGGGCCGCAACGCGGCGUUCAAGCUGGCAUCGAGGAAGCCCAAAAUGCACGAGUGCUCCAUCUGCGGGGUCGAGUUUGCGUUGGGCCAGGCUUUGGGCGGUCACAUGCGGAGGCACCGAGCAGCUCCGGUGGCCACCAAGAGCUUUGGUGGUGACGUGGCUCCGUCUUUGGUGGUGGGACCGGGAUCGAACGAGGUGGCUGUGCUGCUGAGGAGGUCGAGUAGUAGUAAACGCGUCUUCUUUGGGCUGGAUUUGAAUCUGACGCCGUUGCAGAACGACUUGGAGUAUUUGCUUGGGAAAAUUAGGGCUCCCAAAGCCUCCAUUUGA
Molecule: messenger RNA, 549 nt
Organism: Linum tenue
Lineage: Eukaryota; Viridiplantae; Streptophyta; Magnoliopsida; Malpighiales; Linaceae
Source: the annotation of a GenBank genome assembly